GAGACGCGCUCUACAUGUGACGCUGCCUGGGUGCCUGCCUUUCCGCCAGCGUCGUUCACCUUCCGCCACAACGCGCCAUACCACUCCGUCUUAAGAAGUCUCGCUUUCUCGGGCGCGUGCAGAAACGCGCGUUCGUUCUCGCAGUCUUCGUAGUCGUAACCGUCGUCCUCGUGCCGACAACAUGCGCGCCCUGUUGUUGGUAGCCUUGCUCGGGCUCGCCCAUGGCCAAGGGACCUACUUCCAGGAGCCGGAGAAGAUCGUGAGCGAGUCGCGGGACCUCGGCGACACCCGUGGCCAUUACUCCUUCUCGUACGAGACGGAGGGUGGCAUAUUGCAGAAAGAGAGCGGCAGCCGCAAGUACGCCGGCACCUCGGACGAGACGCAGCUGAUCCAAGGCUCGGUGCAGUACAACGCGCCGGACGGCACUCCGAUCGCCAUGAGCUGGACCGCCGACGAAUACGGCACCCAGGUGUCCGGCACUCACAUCCCGACGCCGCCGCCGAUCCCGCCGGCGAUCCAGCGCGCCCUCGAGUGGAUCGCCAAGCAGCCCAGCACUCCGGAACCGAUCGAGAAGGGCAAUCCGACGCCCAACGCGGUCACCCACGACAAUCGCCAGUUCAAAUUGAUCCCGAACAAACGAAACUGAACUGUAACUGAU
Molecule: messenger RNA, 658 nt
Organism: Dinoponera quadriceps
Lineage: Eukaryota; Metazoa; Arthropoda; Insecta; Hymenoptera; Formicidae
Gene: CPR17
Product: endocuticle structural glycoprotein SgAbd-4-like
Exons: 2
Coding region: 182-646 (154 amino acids)
Cellular component (GO): chitin-based extracellular matrix
Molecular function (GO): structural constituent of chitin-based larval cuticle
Source: RefSeq, a predicted model, not a curated record